Camelina sativa (false flax) is the source of this 1053-nucleotide messenger RNA. RefSeq lists its product as uncharacterized. NCBI's taxonomy places the organism in Eukaryota, Viridiplantae, Streptophyta, Magnoliopsida, Brassicales, Brassicaceae. The record is from RefSeq and is a predicted model, not a curated record.
AUAAAAACAUUACUGUGUAUAUAUAAUUGAAGUUGUGUCUAUGAAAAUUUCAGAAUCUUGAUUUCAAGAAAACGGUUUGAAAAUGUAUCUGACUCGGAGAAUGCAGAGUGGAGGUUUUGCGGUGUAUAGGCAGAGCCUUGCGGAGGUCUUACAAAUAUACAACAACGUCGAGAGGAAGACGUCUAUGAAUCCAUAUCCGGCGAUUAUUCGAUUUGGGAGAGACUAUCAUAACCAAAUGUGUCCUCAAGGUCUCAAGUUAUCAAGUCCGGUUAAUGCUGGGAGAUACUUAAGCAAUGUUUCCAACGACUCCAAGAUGCAACCUUCUCCUCCAAGCCAAUGGUUUAAUUUUCCUUUUUGGGGGAGAUGGGUUAUAGGUUCAGUGAUUUCCUUCGUGUUAUCUUUCUGGAACAACAAAAGGAUACAGAAACUCAAACGUAUCGAAGGAGAGGCGGGGUUGGUUGUAGAAGGGGUAGAGGCUGUAGCAGAAAUGGUGGAGAAAGUGGCGACAGCGACCGACGAAAUGGCUGAAGCAAUGGCAGAGAAACUACCCGAGAAAAGUAAAAUGAAACAAGUAGCUUUGGUUCUGGAACACAUUUCAGAAGUUGCUGCUCAUGAAGCACAUCUAACCCAAGAUUUCCUUCACAAGGUGGAAAAAGUCACGCAAGACUUGGAUGACUUAGAGCAAAUGAUAGAGCCUUUGAUAAACAAAAAAGUGCCAAAUGCUGAAACAAAGCAAUUACAAGCUAAAGAAGAAGAAGCAAACUCUGAGUCGCCUUCACGCCACUAAUCUCUUCAUCAUCUUACUUUAGACGCUAACAAAAACAAAAACAAAAAGAAAUUAAAUAAAACUUCCUCAAAACUAUGUCUAUUAUUAUUUUUAUUUUUUUUCAUUCUUCUAAAAUAUAUGUUUAUAUUAUCAAUGGUAAUUUAUCUUUCUAAACCAAAACCAUUUUUUUUUUAAUGAUUUGGUGUAUUUCUCUCUUCUAGGGAGAAUGUUGUAAAAGAGAGUGAUUUGCCUCAAUUAUCAAAUACCAAACUAAAUGAUUUGCGAUU